Copidosoma floridanum is the source of this 1551-nucleotide messenger RNA. Its product is annotated as ribonuclease H2 subunit B. The record is from RefSeq and is a predicted model, not a curated record. Gene Ontology annotation, cellular component: ribonuclease H2 complex; nucleoplasm. Lineage: Eukaryota; Metazoa; Arthropoda; Insecta; Hymenoptera; Encyrtidae. Gene Ontology annotation, biological process: RNA catabolic process.
UCUCCGAGUGUGUGGAGAGGCAUCAGCCGCAGGACCAGGAGACGCGUUGGUUUAUCAUUGCUGUUUGUUGAGUUGUUGAGCUUUGAGUUGCAUUGUCAUCGAGGAUAAGUACGUAUUAAACCCACAACAAUGCCGCGUGUCAAGGGUUCCCCGAAGAAGUUCGUCAAAUCGCAGGCCAACUCGAACACAUGGAUUUUCCUCAUGAAAGGGGACAGUCUAGAAAGUACAGAAGGUGUGCACCCAGACAUGGUAAAGCUUCGACACCCAGCUUCGAAUCAGACAGCGAUGUUUGUUUUUAGUUCUGGUGAUGCUACUAUUCAAGAAGUCAUGACAUUUGAUGAAAACAAGAGAUCUUGGUUUAUAGAUGACAAUGUCAGGUCGGAUGGAAAAAUGCAUCUUUCAACUCCCAUUGACCCUAUUUUUUUGGUGCUACCAUAUUUAAGAAAAUCUCAACAAGUUAUGCCAUUGGAGCAAUGCCUUCAUGACGAAGAUUAUCCCGAAACUAGCAGACUGGUCAAAUGCCAAAAUUUGAAGCUGUCCCUUGUAGCUGAUAGAAAGGGUGAUGAAUCUUUACAAGCGUUCAAAUACAAUGAAGAAAAAACAAUGAGUUGGUUAAAAAAAAAAGUUGAAAAAGUAGCUGAUAUUGUAAGGCAAAAGGGUAUUCAUGUCUCUCAUGGUGCUGUUAGUGCUAACUUUGUAAAAAGUAGUAAACACGAAGGUGGCACUGAAACAGAGUACUUAAAAUAUGCCCAUGGAAUUGUUUCUGAAUAUCUCGCCGAAGACUUGAGUAAAAAAUUGUUCCAGUAUCUUAAUUUACCAGAUGAUUCAGAACAAAAGAAACGUAAAUUAAUCAGUCCAAAAGAGACGACUGAAGAAAAAAGGCCUAAAAAAGAAGCGCAGUCACACGAAGAGUCUCCCAAAAAUGGAGCAUUGGAUCUCACUAAAUCAGAGAAGCCUGCCAAGCUACCAACCGUAUCCAAAAAGGAUUUAGCGAGGCAAAAAGCUGCUGCUGGAUCAAAGAGUAUCACUAGUUUUUUUAAAAAAAAAUGAAUGUUAGAAGUUAAUCAUUUAACUGACGUAGUGACUUGCCGCUUUUAAAAAGGUUCGUCACAAUAAGGCGAUCUUCGAAGUCUCUAUGUUCCUAUAAAUGUUAUUACAUAAACGUCAAUACUAAUUAUUAAAGACUAAGAAAAUUCUCAGCAAUCGACCACGUAGAAUCGAUUAAUUAUUAUAUGUAUAGCACGUAAACGUUUUUGCAUUUAUAUUCCUCGACAAAAGAGGAUGAGCCUGUAUUUAAGUAUCGACAGAAGUACGUAUAUAUUAUUCGCGGAUAUUUCUCAUGACGAAUGCAAAAACUGUUCCAGUGAUUUUUUUUUUCGUUUUAUUUAAAAAUUACAAAUUCUUCAAAUAAGACUGUUAGAUUGUAUACAGACAAGCAGCUAUUAACUUCAUUUGGAUAUAGGAUGUGGUUUUAUUUAUGUACAUAGAACAGCGUUUUUUUAGUCGAUGAUUAAGUGAGUUUGUAUUUACUACAAUGAGACGUUUCAGAUU